CGACACGCUAGAGAUGCAUACGAGGCACGUUGUGGCCGUCUUCCUGCUGGCUGCUACUGAACUAUCAGUUUCACAGAACAAAGAAUGUUUUCCUGACAAGUGUCACAACUAUGCCAUGUUGAGGUACUACCGGGAACUGACUUGCCAUCCUUAUAACAACAGUGAUGCCUGUUGUCCAGCUGCCUUUGACUGUAGUUUUCUUGAUGUAAUAGAUGACAAAAAGUGCCAGUACAAAGGAAUAGUUUAUGAGAAAGGAACAGUUCUUUAUGAUGAAGUUGAAGAUCCAUGUGCUGCAGAAUGCCGCUGUACAGAAACACUGAAUGGUGUUUCUUUUGAGUGUACAGGAGUUGUAUGUCCAGAAGCUGAAGUUUAUGGACAGCUACCACCCAACUGUUUUCUGAAAUUUGAUGCAACUCAUUGCUGUGCUACAGGAUUUCACUGUUUGCCAGAUGGCAAUGAAGAAGAAUUACAAACUGAGCCAACAAUGAAGUGCAUUUAUAAUGGAUAUGAACGUACAGAAGGACAGUACCUAUCAGUUGACUAUCCUCUCUGUGUAGUGUGUGUUUGUGAAAAGGGCUUUGAUGGAACACUGAAUGGACCAUGGUGCCAUAAGUACACCUGUGACAUGAUGAUUCGGUUCAAAGUUGCUCAUCUGAAACGUUGUGCUCCCAUUUUUGCAAAGGAAUUCAGCUGUUGCCCUCAUGCACUUCAUUGUCCUGUAGGCUCAGAUUAUGUUCUUCAGUCCUCGAAUCAUACAUCUUCAGCAGAUGAACUGCACUGCUCUUUUGGACAUCUAAAACUCAGACGAGGAGAUCAUCUCGUGAGCCCUGGUAUUUGCGUGAAGUGCAGAUGUGAUGUACCACCAUUUGUAACUUGUUAUUGGCAUAGAUACGAAGGUUGCAAAUUUCCAAAUGCUAAUAUGUAUGGAGCCAGGUGAUGGAUCUGUGACAGAGAAGUGAUUAGCAGCCAGUAACCUAUGCUUACUGUAAUAUCAUCUUAUAUUAAUUUAUGUUGUAAAGAAGAAAUAAAAUAGAAAGAACAUCAAAAAUCACUUUCUAUAUUACUAUUAUUAUUAUUAUUAUUAUUAUUAUUAUUAUUAUUAUUAUUAUUAUUAUUAUUAUUUCCCAAGCAAAUGGUGUUUACACCAAGCAAAUGUCAAAUAAAAUUUUCCUUCUAUAAAAGUUGAUUGUCUCUACUUUACAACACAGUAUAAAUAAA
Schistocerca nitens (vagrant locust) is the source of this 1218-nucleotide messenger RNA. RefSeq lists its product as uncharacterized. Bases 14 to 937 code for a protein of 307 amino acids. The transcript is spliced from 9 exons. The record is from RefSeq and is a predicted model, not a curated record. Lineage: Eukaryota; Metazoa; Arthropoda; Insecta; Orthoptera; Acrididae.